Messenger RNA from Spea bombifrons (plains spadefoot toad), 962 nucleotides. RefSeq names its product SLX1 homolog A, structure-specific endonuclease subunit (gene SLX1A). The record is from RefSeq and is a predicted model, not a curated record. Gene Ontology annotation, biological process: double-strand break repair via homologous recombination. The transcript has 7 exons. Lineage: Eukaryota; Metazoa; Chordata; Amphibia; Anura; Pelobatidae. Gene Ontology annotation, cellular component: Slx1-Slx4 complex. Gene Ontology annotation, molecular function: crossover junction DNA endonuclease activity; 5'-flap endonuclease activity. The coding region runs from base 85 to 918 and encodes 277 amino acids.
AAGCGGGGUCCUUGCGGUCUGUAACCAGGAAGUGAUCUGUGAAGCCGCGCAGCAGCCUGGGCCCGCUCUCCGGACGCGGUCGCCAUGGUCGUGGAGGUGGAGGGAUUCUACGGGGUGUAUCUGCUCUACUGCACCAACCCCAAGUACAAGGGCCGGAUCUACAUCGGCUUCACCGUGAACCCGGAGAGACGGAUCCAGCAGCACAACGCGGGCAAACAUAAAGGGGGAGCGUGGAAGACCAGCGGACGGGGACCCUGGGACAUGGUGCUGAUCGUCCAUGGAUUUCCCAACGACAUCGCGGCCUUACGGUUUGAGUGGGCCUGGCAGCACCCUCACGUCUCACGCCGCCUCGCGCACGUUCCGCGCAAGACCAAGAAGCAAUCCAGCUUUGACUUCCACCUCUUUGUCCUCUAUCACAUGCUGCGCGCGGCCCCGUGGAACCGCCUGCCCCUCACCCUGCGCUGGCUGCGCCAGGAGUACCACAAGGAGCUGCCUCCUCUCCUCCAGCCUCCUCUGCACAUGCCCCUGGCGUUUGGACAGGUCCGGGCUCGGCCCAUCCCCAAAGGCAAAGCGGGAGAGAAGGGGCAAGAGGAGGGAGAAACCCAAGAGGGUCUCCUGCUCAAAGAGACUGCCCCUCAGCGAUGCCGCAUCUGUUACCAGAAAGUGCAGAGCGAGGAUGACCGUCUCCGCUGCUUCCACCCCGGCUGCUGUCUGACCGCGCAUGUCCUGUGUCUGGCAAAAAACUUCCUUCAGAAAGAACCCGAGCAUCUUAUUCCGGUGGAGGGGAUCUGCCCCAGCUGCAGAAACUCUGUUUUGUGGGGAGAUCUCAUCAGAUUCAAGAACGGUUGCUACGGUGAUUUGGAGGAGAUCCCGCACUCCCAGAGCGACUGGGUGAACGAGUUACAGAACCGCGCGUGACCCCCGAGCGACUCUGUGCCAGACGGGGAGCCCCCCCAGAUUAG